AUGACUGAAUCAGACGACUAUAGAAAUUUUUUGCGAAUGGAUGCUACAUCUUUUGAGAAUUUAUUGAAAGUAUGUGAAAUUACCUAUAUUUUAUAAGUAUAAUUAACUUGACUGUAUAAUAAUCAUAUUAUCAUUAUAGCUUGUCACUUCAAAUAUCCAAAAACAAAAUACGAUAAUGAUGGAAGCUAUUUCUGUCAAUGAGAGACUAUCGAUAACAUUACGAUAUCUCGCCACUGGUAAUACGUUCGAAGACCUGACAUUUUUGAGUGCAAUUUUACCACAGUCCAUCAGUAAUAUUGUACAAAAAACUUGUCAAGCUAUUAUUACUAGUUUGAAAACUAUCAAUAUUGAGUAUGUGAGUUGUUAA
Cinara cedri is the source of this 367-nucleotide messenger RNA. NCBI's taxonomy places the organism in Eukaryota, Metazoa, Arthropoda, Insecta, Hemiptera, Aphididae. The record is from the annotation of a GenBank genome assembly.